GCUAAACGUUACACGACAACCGAACGACGAGCAGUCAGCACUUGGCAGAGGAGCAUCAAAUCUUCUUAAUUUUUUUCCCCCCAUUCACCAUCACUGACACCGCGCCGCCGUUGCACGCGCGUCCCCGAUAACACUCAUCGCGAACGCACGCACGCACAGACGCAGCACCACUCACUCGCCGACCGAACGAAGAGCAGCGGAUAAUAAUAUUGUACAGUGUGAAAAACGCCGAAAAUCCCCGCGUAUCAUUAUACACACACACGCGCACAGAACGUAUACGCGUUUUCGGUUAAUUAUAUUAUUAAUUUUAUACCUAUUUGUAUUGAUAAAUUGUUAUUUUUUUUAUUAUUUUAAUAAUAUUAUUAUUAUUACUACUGUAUAGUGUAUACCGCGACGCCGCCGAAGCCGUAUUGCACGCACGCACGGGCGCCGCCUUACCGUACGUACGUUUCGUAGUCGUGGUCACGUCGUUUGUCGUCACUCGCCGUAUACGCGCACCGCCGAAACCGCCACCAACGGCACGCCGAGAACGCUUUAUUGCCGCUCCGACACCGCCACCGCCAUCGCCAUAAAUCGCACACCACCCAGACACGCGACGACGAGUCUUCAACAUCGUUACACACCCGCACACACACCGUGCACAGCAAUGGACGAUCUUAAGGUCGAGGUGCUCUUCGAGAAUGGCGCCUAUUACGAGGGUUUUGUCACGGGUGUAAUGGAAAAUGAAGUUCUAGUUUCUUUUCCUAAUGAUUGGUAUCCUGAAACUAAAUUCAACUGUGACAAUGUUCGUCUUCCCUUGUCAGAUGAACAAUGCAGUACAGAAUUUAGUGAUAAUCAAGAAAUAGAAGUAAAAUCAAUUAGGGAACCUCAUCCUUGUUAUGGAUGGGUAAAAGCAGUGAUAAAAAUUAUAAGUGGUAACCCACCAUCUCAGUUUGUUGUCCAAUAUUUUAACUCGACAGUGACAGAAAUAGUUUCUCCAGAGCGAGUUAGAUGCAGUAACAUAAAUCCUCACAUUAAUGGAGAUACAUUUUAUAAGUUCGAUAUUGAUGUACCAGAAGAUGUUAGAGAGUCUGCUAAAAUUGAUGGUAUCCAUAAAGAUCUGCAGAAAGCAAUUGGUGCAUCUCUAGUGUUAUAUAAUCCUGAUCAAUCAGUAUUGAGUGUUAUAUCUCGAUCGCCAUUGACCAGUAAAAGAGCACAGAUGUUAGCUGACAUGCACUUCAGAAACCUGAAUCAAAAGGUUAUGUUGCUUAAGAAGACUGAAGAGUUAGCCAGGCAACUGGAAAGUUCCAAGCUACAAAUUACAUCAUCAUCCUACACUGAUGAAUUUAAUGUUCGUGAUGAUCUUAUGGGUUUAGCUAUUGGUGCUCACGGCACUAACAUCCAACAAGCACGCAGGGUUGACGGUAUUACAAAUAUUGAAUUAGAUGAACAUACUGGCGUUUUUAAAAUUUAUGGAGAAAAUAAAGAUGCAGUAAUGAAAGCUCGAGGAAUUUUAGAGUAUAGGGAAGAGUUUCUUCAAGUUCCAAGAGAUUUUAUAGGAAAAGUUAUUGGUAAAAAUGGUCGAAACAUCCAAGAUAUUGUUGACAAGAGUGGAGUGAUCAGAGUAAAAAUUGAAGGUGAUAAUGAGCCACAACCUACCAUUCCUCGUGAAGAGGGUCAAGUUCCUUUUGUGUUUGUUGGCACAGUAGAAAGCAUAUCUAAUGCUAAAGUUCUACUAGAAUAUCAUUUAGAACACCUUAAAGAACUCGAACAAAUUAGGCAAGAAAAAAUGGGAAUGGAACAAGAGUUGCGUAGUAUUCACAGUACUGGACCAGCUUAUCCACAUACCAUGAUUCCCAAUUAUACGAUGCAAAGGCGAAAUGACCGUAACUUUAAUGCAGAUAGCGAAAACAUGAAUAAUGGCUUGGGUAACUCUAUGGGAAGAGGAAGUAACAGACCCAGAGGUACCUCAGGUCGUGGUCGAGGUUCAAGGCAUGAUUUUUAUGCCAAUAGUGGUAGUAGAAAUCAACAUCCAGAUGGAGUUGAUGAUAGACUUCCACCACCUUCUCAACGUUCUAAUCAAUACCAGUAUAACCGAUCAGGUGGUCAAGGAAACAACUUGUCCAGGGAACGUCGUGGUGGUGGUAGUAGUAAUUCGGCUCCUAGAGGUGGUUCCAGGGGUGGUGGAAACAGGCGAAUGGAUGAUAGAAGAAGAACAGCUGAUGAUGAGCAUACAAUUCUUGAUAACGCUCAAGACAGUGGUGAUAGAGAGUCUGUAUCUAGUGUGGACGCGCAAGCACCGAAGUCCAAAAGCAGUCAAAAACGAAGAAAUCGCGCCAUAGCUGCUGCUCAAGGUGAACCAUCAAUCAAUUCUAAUCCCAUUGGUAGUAAUAGUUACAAUGCUAAUGACUGGGUGUAUGAAUUUAGUAAUGACAUUAAAAGUGAAACAAUCACCACAUCUCAGACUACCAACAAUGGAAAUACUAAUAAUGGUAAUGCUAACAAUGGAAACUCGAAACCAGCUAAAACUCAAAAGUCCAAAGGCCAACAGAAUAAGUCUCCUACAAAAAACAAGUCUAACAAUACCACAACUUCAGCAGCUAAUGGACAGCAAGUCAUAGUAAAUGGCUCAUCCUCUGCCCCUGAUGCUGAUUCUGCCUAAAGUUAUAAACUUAUUAUUACAACAUCUAGAUAACAUCUUUUUUAAAAAAAAAAAAAAAAAACAUUUUUAGUGG
Molecule: messenger RNA, 2714 nt
Organism: Melanaphis sacchari
Lineage: Eukaryota; Metazoa; Arthropoda; Insecta; Hemiptera; Aphididae
Gene: Fmr1
Product: synaptic functional regulator FMR1
Exons: 11
Coding region: 647-2641 (664 amino acids)
Biological process (GO): positive regulation of translation; regulation of dendrite morphogenesis; regulation of modification of synaptic structure
Cellular component (GO): axon; nucleus; dendritic spine
Molecular function (GO): protein homodimerization activity; mRNA 3'-UTR binding; translation regulator activity
Source: RefSeq, a predicted model, not a curated record